AUGCCUCACCCCUACACGAAAAAGGAAGAUAUCCUGAAACUCGGUGAAAUGGACCCCGAGCUGGCGGAGCAUCUUCGAACGACAGAAUAUCCCUCAGUAGAUUACGGUGAUCUAGCCAGCUUCAAGGCCUUUGCUGAGCGCCGCAAUGAGCAACUCGGCAAGAUGCUUGGCGAGCCUCCUUCGGAUAUCAAACAGUCAGAAACUCACUAUACGACGAGAGAUGGCACGAAGAUGCGUGUAAAGGUAUACAAACCUGCUUCUCCGCCUGCUGAGGGUUCAGCGCUUAUCGUGCUGUAUCACGGUGGUGGCUUCUGUAUUGGUAGCCCGGAAGGUGAAGAGCAGACAUGCCGCAACCUUGUUCAAGCAUUCGGUUCCGUCUGUGUUAGCGCCUCGUAUCGUCUGGCGCCCGAGUUCAAAUUUCCCCAUGCGCCCAACGACUGCUGGGACUCAUUGAAGUGGGCAGCGGCGAACGCAAAAGAGCUUGGCGCCGACCCAAGCAAGGGUUUCAUUAUCGGUGGAACGUCGGCAGGAGGUAAUCUGACAGCUGUACUGGCUCAUCUUGCUCGGGAUGAAGGCCUGCAGCCACCACUGACAGGACAGUAUCUUGCUAUUCCUGCUCUUGGUGGUGGCAAGUUGAUUCCGGAGAAGUAUAGGGACCGUUGGUUGAGCUUCGAGCAGAAUGUCGAAGUGCCAGUGCUGCCAGUCUCAGCUGUCAACAUGUUCAUGAAGGGAUAUGAACCUGACAGCGAAUCGUACGAAUUGUAUAAUGUCAUCGCUCAUCCUAAAGGCCACAAAAACAUGCCUCCGACGUUCUUCCAGAUCGACGGCAUGGAUCCAUUGAGAGACGAAGCUCUUAUCUAUGCAACGAUGUUGGAGGAUGAUAACGGUGCGAAGACCAAGGUUGAUGUUUACCCCGGUUUACCGCAUGGACACUGGGGCUUCUUUCCAAUGUUGGAGUCUAGCAAGCGAUUCCGCAAGGAGCAGGUUCAAGGGUUCGGCUGGCUGCUUGGUAAGGAACCUGAGGUCGAAAAGGUCACAACACAGAUAAACCCAACCACGCUGUAA
Lithohypha guttulata is the source of this 1065-nucleotide messenger RNA. RefSeq lists its product as uncharacterized. The coding region runs from base 1 to 1065 and encodes 354 amino acids. The transcript is spliced from 4 exons. The record is from RefSeq and is a predicted model, not a curated record. Gene Ontology annotation, molecular function: hydrolase activity. NCBI's taxonomy places the organism in Eukaryota, Fungi, Ascomycota, Eurotiomycetes, Chaetothyriales, Trichomeriaceae.